Scophthalmus maximus (turbot) is the source of this 1093-nucleotide messenger RNA. RefSeq names its product COMM domain containing 7 (gene commd7). Bases 109 to 708 code for a protein of 199 amino acids. Gene Ontology annotation, molecular function: NF-kappaB binding. Lineage: Eukaryota; Metazoa; Chordata; Actinopteri; Pleuronectiformes; Scophthalmidae. Gene Ontology annotation, biological process: negative regulation of DNA-templated transcription; tumor necrosis factor-mediated signaling pathway. The record is from RefSeq and is a predicted model, not a curated record. The transcript has 9 exons.
CGCAUGCGCACUGAACAACCCGGAAAAGGGAGUCCCCAACACAGCAGAGCGGAGCAACUGUUUACGGUUUUUCAGCGAAUCUCUGCCGACGAACAAUAAAAAACAACGAUGCAGCUUCACUUCACCAAGGAGGUUCUACCGGACUCGGUCAGCAGCGACUUCCAGAACCUGAGCAAACUCAACGAGCAGCAGUUUCACCGUCUGAUUGAACUUCUGUUCCAGUUCCUCCUGGAGCCCAAAGAGACGGAGAGGUUCAUGCAGCAGCUCACUGAGUUUGCAGGGGAACACGGGAUGAGCGCUGGUCCUCUGAGGAACCUGAUGAAGAGCGUCCUCCUGGUGCCACAGGGAGCCCUGAAGAAGCACCUGGCGGCCGAGCAGAUCAGAGAAGACCUCGUCACAUUAGGACUGAACGAGGACAAGGCGGAUUACUUUUCACAGCAGUGGGGGGAGCACCACGCAGCGCUGUCCAGACUUGCGGUCAGACAGACUCUGAUGGUCAACCAGCUGGUCGACAUGGAGUGGAAGUUUGGAGUGACUGUCGGCACCAGCGAGAUUCAGAAAGUGGGGAACAUCUUUCUGCAGUUGAAACUUGUGGUCAGACGGGGGAAUUCCACCGAGAACGUCUACAUGGAGUUGACGCUCCCUCAGUUUUACAACUUCCUACAUGAGAUGGAGAGAGCCAAGGCCAGCAUGGAGUGUUUCAGCUGAGUGUGUGUGUGUGUGCGUGUGUGUGUGCGUGUGCGUGUGCGUGUGUGUGUGUGUGUGUGUGUGUGUGUGUGUGUGUGUGUGUGUGUGCGCGUGCGUGCGCGUGCGUGCGUGUGUGUGCGUGUGUGUGCGCAUGCAUGUGCGUGUGUGUGCGCAUGUGCGCGCGUAUGGUGUGACUGUAAAGGAGUGUGUUUGUGUUUAUGUAAGUGUGUAGCUGCAGGGCAGUGUGUGGUUUGGUUUAGUCAUUCUGUGUGUCUGUGUGUGGCUAAAGCUAAACAAAAAUACUAAUAGUUAUUUUCUGCUCUACAUUUCUACUCAUAUCUGCCAAUAAAUGUUUAAUAAAGUGAAAAAACAUUUCUUUUAAUUAAUCUAUGUGGGAAUAAUGCAA